Messenger RNA from Saccostrea echinata, 3461 nucleotides. RefSeq lists its product as uncharacterized. The coding region runs from base 1 to 3357 and encodes 1118 amino acids. The record is from RefSeq and is a predicted model, not a curated record. The transcript has 27 exons. NCBI's taxonomy places the organism in Eukaryota, Metazoa, Mollusca, Bivalvia, Ostreida, Ostreidae.
AUGAAUGAAAUGCAAUAUUUUAAAAAGCCAUGGACUUUAUGUACAGAUAUAUCGACCGUGAUUGUGUUAUGCAGCAUAUUAAUCAGGGUUUUGUCAAUCUGGUACGUGGUUGGUGGCUUCAUCUUAAAGUUCGACGAGCCCUUGCUCAGUGUGGAUGGUAUUGCUUUCCUUAACAACGUAUUUUUGGGAUCCCUGCCUCUUGGAUCGUUCAUCAACGGUCUUGUUCUGUCUCUGCUUCCAUCUAUCAUCAUACAUACAGUUAAUGCAGCUGUCACAUUCUUUGGUAUUUGUCGGAAGAUGAAAGGCUGUUUGAUUGCCAGUGCCACAAUAAACAUUCUUAUGAUAAUAUACCAUUUCCUUACCAUCGUAUUGACAUCCUGGCUAAUUGAUGAGAUGGAGUCUAGCAUUUAUCGACAGUUAAAGAGGACAUUUGACAUAAGAUCGGACAAAUAUAUACCAGAGAUGAACUGUUGUGGGUUUGACAUUGACCGUACUCCCUGUGUCACAGUCCCUACCUCACUUCCGCCUUGCUUUGAUUACAUUAAGGAGAAAUUAAAGGCAUACGGAGGUUCCUUUAUUGCUGUUCUUGUCGCUAAUAUUUUAGUUUCUGCAGUUAUGGUAAUAGGAACAGAGUAUCUUUUUCGAUAUGAACAAGUGAAAUCAAAACAAAGUCAGGACUCUAAUCUCAGGAAUAUAAUAGAGAAAUCUGAACUGUACAAUAGCAGAAAUGGAAUGUACGCUAAGAUCAGCUCAUUUCUGAAGGGAAGCUGGGAAAGAAAUAUACUAGCUUCAAAAUUUGGAUACCUCAGCGUUAUUGUAAUAAUGUUGGAUGGAGGAAUAAUUCUGGCUAUAAUAUUUGUUAGAUAUAACCUUUACGACCUGACAAUGUCAGAAGAAUUUAGCUCUAUAUAUGCGUAUGGAAAAGUUUAUAUCAACAUGGGAUACCUCAAAGAUGCACUUCUAAUUACAUUUAUAUGUCUUCUCAUUUGGUCGAUCGUAGCAAAGGUGUUUUAUUUCACUGGAAUAUAUCUUAACAAGAAAUGUUUGCUAGCUGCUUUCAUGUGUUCCGAAAUUCUUGUGCUGGCAGUAGAGUGUAUCAUUUUUGCGCUUGCUUCGUAUCUUCUGCGAGUUCUGUAUUGCUGUGAUUGGAAUCGAACUGGUCUAGAUAGCUGUCCCUUUUCGUAUGGAUUCACCACACCUUUACCGAUAUGUGACCGAUCUUGGACAAACGCUGCAAAAUUCACUUGGUUUUCAAUUUGGAUUCUUAUCCUUCACAUUUUUCUUAAGAUAUUUUAUAUAGCAAGAGCAGACAAUGUUUACAAACACACGAUGACCAAAGCUGACAUAUUAGAAAGAAAAACUGUAGUUCAGAAAAGUGGAUUCUUCUACAAUGUUUAUCUAUCAUCGAAAAGGCAUCCCUUGACAGCAGCUGUAAUUGGGGUAUCAAUCCUCAUAUGCAUUAUUAGCUGUGUUUUCUUCUCUGGACUUGUAGUCGUACGAUAUGGGAAGCCUUCGUACAGUCUCCUGACGGAUAGUUUACAUGCCAUUCGUCUAGGAUCGCUAGAUAUGUCAGCUAACAGAGACAAUGCUAUUCUCAUAAGCGUUGUUUCACUUUCUGUUUUGUUUUGUCUUCAAUGUGGAAAAUUUAUUUCCAUUGGAUUGAUGAAACCAAAGGUUACUUUACUGAUCCUCUGGUCAGAAUUACCCCUAUUUAUUUUACAUCUCUGCUCCGCUGCAAUGACCAUCAUACUGUUAAAACUGGUUCACUGCUGCUCUGACGACACUGAUUGUUUAUUUUCAGUCAAUAGCAUCAACUCUCUGAUAUCUUCUACAGAAUUUUGUGACUCACAUAUUCGGGAACAUGCAGACUUGCAGUUUAGGUUGAUGCUUGGAUUCGGCAUUCUAAAUAUCAUAUUACAGUUUCUGUCGCUAGUCCUUGGUUAUGUAUAUUUCAAACGAUCAGCAGACGGUAAACUGGGUAUUUUCAAAGGUGUCUCAGAACUUUUCAAGAGUAUUUGGUGUGAACUCAGGAGGAUAAGAAUGCUAAGAAUGUUAAAGUUCUAUAUCCAAAGAUUUACUAAAGUAGUUUGGCAAAAGAUUGAAGGAAAAUUACAAAAUUACACAAUUAUACAGAGGAUAUUCUUAAGUUUACAGAUAUUGAUUUUGAUUUUAAAUUUCCUCUUUUGGAUUGGACUUUUCCGAAUGGCACUAUAUCCGGGAUAUCUGCCGACCAGUGGCCUUAUGCGUAACACAUCUAAUGUUAAACUUUCCUUUGGCUUUGGGAAUAUUGGGACAACUGUAUUUGGAAUAAUAUAUUCGUUAAUAGCAGUUGUUCCUACAACUAGUUUUUAUCAAUUGCUGGGAGUGAUAAGUUUGAUAGCACAUAAAAGAGAUCUAUUUAAGAUGUUUACAGUUUCUGUCGUUGGCCUUAGCAUCGGAGAUUUAAUAUACCUUGUUUUUUCUUCUGAAGUUCUUCAUUUUGGUUAUUGUUAUUGUAAGAAUAGUUCUGCAUGUGAAAGCUAUAAUAUGACUGCAGUCGGACCGGUAAAAGAGACCUGCAGAUCGUUAUUUCUUGAACCAGCGGGUGUGUUAGUGGCUUAUCUGGUAGCCUCAUUCAUUAUACAUGUAAGUUAUGAACGAUUUUAUGCAAGAGUGGGUAUUGUUGUCGAGAAGAGAAAGCUCAAACAUCAACGUUCACAGCAAAACUCAGUAGUUCAUAAAAAUAACAAGUCUGAAGCAGAAAGCCUCUCAAGAAACCCCUCUGAAUUGAAAGAAGAAACGACGGAAGAUGCUAACGAUGAAAAGGCUUUAGUAAUCGUGGAUUCUUCAAAGGAAAAUGCGCAAGACAAAGAGAUAAAUCAUACUGACAAGACGCACACAAUGGAGGAGGAGAAUAGACAUUUUGAAAUUCUAAGAAUGGACGACGAAAUGACUGAAAGAAAGGAACAGUAUUACAACAUGACCGGGGACGUGCAGAAUGUGGACACCGGCCACCGACAGCGUGAACAUGCGGAACAUCAAAUAAUGAACACUAAUGAGAGAAAUGACAGAGAUGACCAAAAUGAAACAAUUGAGAAAAAUGAAAAAUCAGGAGAAGCAGGUGGAGAAACAGCCAGUAUAAAUGAUACAGAAGGAGAUGAAAAGAAGAAAAAGAAGGGAAGAAAAAAUAAAGACAAGAAACGAAGAGAACAAAAUGGGGAGGAACAUGAUAUGGAGCAAACCAAUGAACUGGAUUCUGCUACACAAAGACAAGAGGAUGAAGACAAAACUGAUGAAUUGAAAAUUGAAGAUAUGUCGGAUUCUGGUGCCGAAACUAGUUGGCAAGAUUCCGGGAACACAACGAUAGAGCAACAAUAAGCCUACGAACUUCUUAUCGCGUGUAACUCAUUGCUUCUUUUGCACCUUAUAUUACAGUCUUGGGUAUUCAACGAUGAAUCUUAAAAUGAUUUAUAAGAUUGCAA